AUGGCCGAGUUCAUUGGUAGCAUUGAUCAAGGAACCACCAGCUCCAGGUUUCUGAUCUUCAACAAGAACGGAGAGCCUGUUGCUUCCCAUCAAGAAGAAUUCUCUCAAAUCUACCCUCAGCCCGGAUGGCAUGAACAUGAUCCUGAGGAGAUUGUCUCUUCCGUACACAGCUGUAUCGAGGGCGCAGUAGAAGCUUUCAAGAAGGAUGGCAACUCAGUCGACAGCAUCAAGGCCAUUGGCAUCACAAACCAGCGCGAGACCACCGUUGUUUGGGACAUCGAGUCAGGAGAGGCACUUUAUAACGCCAUUGUCUGGACAGACACCCGUUCCCAAGCUAUCGUCAAGGAGUUGAAGUCACGAAAAGGCGCCGACGAGUUGAUGCAAAAGUGUGGUCUUCCUCUGUCCACCUACCCCAGUGUGACCAAGCUUCUAUGGCUGCUCAAGAACGAGCCCAAGGUGAAGGAGGCAUACGAGAAGGGCACUCUUGCAUUCGGAACCAUUGAUGCAUGGCUCGUUUACAAGCUCAACGGACACGAGAAGAGAGUCUUCGUUUCUGACCCCACCAAUGCGUCGCGCACCAUGUUCAUGGAUAUCCACACACUCAAGUACAACCCCGAGCUUAUCGCUUUCUUCGGCGACGAUGAGUUCGACCUCUCCAACAUUCACAUGCCCGACAUCGUCAAGUCCUCUGACGCAAAGGCCUACGGUACCAUCAACUCAGGAGUCCUCUCCGGUUUCAGCCUCACCGGCUGUUUGGGUGACCAGUCUGCCGCCCUGGUAGGACAAAAAGGAUUCGAUGCAGGCAGUGCAAAGAACACAUACGGCACAGGUUCAUUCAUCUUGUACAACACCGGCAGCAAGCCCGUCAUCUCUACCCACGGCCUUCUUACCACUGUUGCUUACGACUUUGACGGAACACCAAGCUACGCUCUCGAGGGAUCUAUCGCGGUCGCAGGCUCAGGUGUCAAGUUCUUGAUGAACAACUUGGGUUUCAGCUUCGACUCACACAAGAUCACCGAGCUCGCAGGCACCGUUGAGAACAACGGCGGCUUGGUCUUCGUCACAGCCUUCAGCGGUCUCUUCGCACCUUACUGGAUCACCGAUACCCAAGGUACCAUCUUCGGUAUCACCCAACAUACUCAAAGAGGACACAUCGCUCGCGCCACACUCGAGGCUGUCUGCUACCAGACAAAGGCCGUACUAGACGCCAUGGAGAAGGACAGCGGUCACCCUCUCCAAGAGCUCAAGGUUGACGGUGGCAUGUCAAACAGCGAACUGUGCAUGCAAAUUCAAGCCGACAUUCUCGCCGAGAACAAGAUCCCCAUCGUCAGACCCAAGAUGCGUGAGACCACCGCUCUUGGUGCCGCCAUCGCUGCCGGUUUCGCCGCAGGUGUCUGGAAGAACUUUGACGAGUUGAAGGAGAUCAACACCACUGGACAGACAGUCUUCGAGGCCAAGAUGGACACCAAGGACAGUGCCAAGAUGGUCAAGCGCUGGGAGAGAGCAGUCAACAUGUGCCGAGGAUGGCUUGCUGACGACGAGUGA
Molecule: messenger RNA, 1545 nt
Organism: Aureobasidium pullulans EXF-150
Lineage: Eukaryota; Fungi; Ascomycota; Dothideomycetes; Dothideales; Saccotheciaceae
Product: glycerol kinase
Exons: 4
Coding region: 1-1545 (514 amino acids)
Biological process (GO): glycerol metabolic process; glycerol-3-phosphate biosynthetic process; triglyceride metabolic process
Cellular component (GO): mitochondrion
Molecular function (GO): glycerol kinase activity
Source: RefSeq, a predicted model, not a curated record